Messenger RNA from Cylicocyclus nassatus, 345 nucleotides. NCBI's taxonomy places the organism in Eukaryota, Metazoa, Nematoda, Chromadorea, Rhabditida, Strongylidae. The record is from the annotation of a GenBank genome assembly.
AUGGCUUCGCUCUUCUUCAACGUCCUUCCGCAGCGCCAGAGGAACGUUCGUUAUCAACGCAUCCAUCCUUCCUCUGUGUUCCAGCAGAACUAUCGCAUCUUCUACUCGAAGUAUAGAUUUCGCAGAGAAGAUGUUAAGAAGAUCGUGAGGAUGCUUGAACUGCUGCUGCCGGAUGCAGGGCUGGAGCCCUGGGAGAUCAGCAAAGAGGACCAGGCCCUUAUCACACUCCGCUACCUGGCCACCAACAGUCAUCAAACUAUUAUAGCUGACUGUUUCGGAGUGUGCCAGAAGGCUAACAUACCUUCCCCACCAUGCUUUCCCCUUCCUGACAUGGCUCCGUCAUAG